CGCGAACGAAUUGGUCAUUUCUGGACAAAACAAGUAUUUGGAUGGGAGAGACAACGACUUGCACUACGAUUACAACCAACAUCACAACCGAGUGCACUUCCAGCUUUGAUACAAAAUCAGGAAGUACCAUUGAAAAUAAGAAGGCAAAAUCGUAUUGUAACAACAGAAACUUUUUAA
This is a messenger RNA of Didymodactylos carnosus, 177 nucleotides long. NCBI's taxonomy places the organism in Eukaryota, Metazoa, Rotifera, Eurotatoria, Philodinida, Philodinidae. The record is from the annotation of a GenBank genome assembly.